CUCUCGUUCCCGGCGGCGGACAGGGGGCGCUGCGCGUCCGGGCGCCCCGAGGGGGCGGGCCCGGGGCGGAGCGGGGCGGGCCCGGCUGCCAGGCCUGGGCUCCGGCCGCCCGCGCCGCCCGCCAGCCGCUCCGGGGCCGGGCCGGGGCGGGGCGCGGCGGCAGGAAGCGGGGCGGGGACUCGCGGAGGCGUUGGGGAGCGAGGGAGGGCGCGGCCAACUCCCGGAGGGACGGCUGGCGGCGAGCGCGGCUCCCCGGCCUGGCGCCGAGCCUGAGCCCGCCGGACGGGAGGCAGCCCCGCCGCGGGCUCGGCCCCGGCCCCAGCCCCGCCAGCAUGGCCGGCCGGACCGUGCGGGCCGAGACCCGGAGCCGGGCCAAGGAUGACAUCAAGAAGGUGAUGGCGACCAUCGAGAAGGUCCGGAGAUGGGAGAAGCGGUGGGUGACUGUGGGCGACACUUCCCUUCGCAUCUUCAAGUGGGUGCCUGUGGUUGACCCCCAGGAGGAGGAGCGGCGGCGGGCAGGUGGCGUGGCAGAGCGGUCUCGCGGCCGGGAGCGUCGGGGCAGGGGUGCCAGUCCGCGCGGGGGUGGCCCUCUCAUUCUGCUGGAUCUCAACGAUGAGAACAGCAACCAGAGCUUCCACUCGGAGGCCUCCCUCCACAAGGGCACCGAGCCCAGCCCCAGUGGCACCCCUCAGCCCAGCCGGCCUGUGUCGCCUGCCGGAGCCCCCGAGGGGGUCCCUGAGGAGUCGCAGCCCCCACGGCUGGGCCAAGAGCGAGAUCCUGGGGGCAUGACCGCAGGCGGCACUGAUGAACCCCCCAUGCUGACCAAGGAGGAGCCUGUGCCAGAGCUGCUGGAGGCUGAGGCCCCCGAAGCUUACCCCGUCUUUGAGCCAGUGCCACCUGUCCCCGAGGCAGCCCAGGGUGACACAGAGGACUCGGAGGGCGCCCCCCCACUCAAGCGCAUCUGCCCCAAUGCCCCCGACCCCUGAGAAGCCGGCUUGCCUGUCCCGUCGCCCCAGGGACCCUUGGGCUUUUUAAUCAAUAAAGACCCUUUUGUAA
Messenger RNA from Ochotona curzoniae (black-lipped pika), 1056 nucleotides. It is a transcript of the gene BCL7C, whose product is annotated as BAF chromatin remodeling complex subunit BCL7C. Lineage: Eukaryota; Metazoa; Chordata; Mammalia; Lagomorpha; Ochotonidae. The record is from RefSeq and is a predicted model, not a curated record. The transcript is spliced from 6 exons. The coding region runs from base 333 to 986 and encodes 217 amino acids.